This is a messenger RNA of Fukomys damarensis (Damara mole-rat), 2098 nucleotides long. It is a transcript of the gene Tmem38b, whose product is annotated as transmembrane protein 38B. Gene Ontology annotation, cellular component: membrane. The coding region runs from base 288 to 998 and encodes 236 amino acids. Lineage: Eukaryota; Metazoa; Chordata; Mammalia; Rodentia; Bathyergidae. Gene Ontology annotation, biological process: potassium ion transmembrane transport. Gene Ontology annotation, molecular function: potassium channel activity; identical protein binding. The transcript has 7 exons. The record is from RefSeq and is a predicted model, not a curated record.
ACGCUGGCCUUCUCCCACACGUCCAUGUUCCCCUUUUUUGACAUCGCUCACUACCUCGUGUCCGUGAUGGCGAUGAAACAUCAGCCGGAUUGGAACAAGUCACCAUCUCUUGAGUAAAUCACCAGAUACAUAUCAUUAGACCUUGACAGCAUUGCAUUCGACAGGAUGUGUAUACCAUAGAAAAUGCAUAUCUGCCUACUCACAUUCACUCCUUGGCGUGUUUUAUUUUGUGGAAUGGAGCAGCAGCAGUAGCACGAAAGAAUCCUGUUUCCAGUUGGUUCACUGCCAUGCUCCACUGCUUUGGCGGGGGAAUUUUAUCCUGUGUACUGCUUGCAGAGCCUCCAUUGAAGUUUCUUACAAACCAUACUAAUGUUUUACUGGCCUCUUCAAUCUGGUAUAUUAUAUUUUUUUGCCCAUGUGACCUAGUUUCCCAGGCCUAUUCAUUCCUUCCUGUUCAAUUCUUGGCUGCUGGAAUGAAGGAAGUGACCAGAACUUGGAAAAUAGUAGGCGGAGUCACGCAUGCUAAUAGCUAUUACAAAAAUGGCUGGAUAAUCAUGAUAGCUAUUGGUUGGGCCCGAGGCGCAGGUGGUGCCAUUGUGACGAAAUUUGAGCAGUUGGUAAAAGGAGAUUGGAAACCAGGAGGUGAUGAAUGGCUGAAGAUGUCUUACCCUUCCAAAUUAACCCUGCUGGGGUCAGUUAUCUUCACGUUCCAGCACACCAAGCAUUUGGCAAUAUCGAAGCAUAAUCUUAUGUUUUUUUAUACUGCCUUUCUUGUGACCACAAAGAUAACUAUGAUGACAACAGAGACUUCUGUGACUCUUGCUCCUUUGGAGGAUACACUGAGUCGAAUGCUGUUUGGCUGGCAGAAACAGUUUUCAUGGUGUGAAAAGAAAAGUGAAACAAAACCAUCUUCUAAUGGCACUGGUUCAUCGGCCUCAAAACCUAUAGCUGAUGCUUCAGAGAAUGUGAAAAAGAAGCAUAAUAAGAAGACUGAAUAAAUUUAUUUGAUGAGCUCUAGAAGGCAAAAAGUAUAUAUUUUUUUCUUCUUUCAGAUUGUGGUAAUAUUUCUAUGUAAUGAUGUGAAAUAAAGAUUAUCUAUAAGAGUGGCAAAAAGAAAGACAUUCUUUCUGUUUCAGGGAGAUUACCAUUUUCUUGGAUUGUAAUUUUGAGUGUUAAGUGUAUAUUAGGUAAAUUUAUUUUUCUGAUAUAAAAAAUUCUCUUAUGAUUAUUGUUAGUAUUUUUGCAAUACUGAAUAUUGAACUCAUGGGUACUCUGCCAUAAAGUUAUAUCCUAACCCUUCAAAGUUUUUUUUUUUUUUAAAUUUUGAAACGGUCUCACUAAGUUGCCCGGGAUACCAUUAAACAUGCAAAUCUGCUUCAGUCUCUCAGUAGCUAGGAUUACUGAUGUUCCCAGUUCUUAUGACUAUUUGAAUAUUUUUAUAAUAAAAGAAGUAUAGUUUUUUAGAUCUAGGAAAAGUAUAGAUAUUAUGGCAAAAUUACAAAACCCUAAAGCUUAAAAACCUAGAUAUUUUCAUAGUUUUAAAAAGUCUGAAUCUUUUUGAGCUUUAUUCACUGGAAUUAGACUUUUAUUUCCCAUUAUCAUUAUAAUUCCUAGGUAUAGAAAACAAUUCCUAUUUAUUUUGGAGCACUGACAGCAGUAACUAUUUCCUAAAGCAAUUUCUAAAGCAUUGUAUUAAAAUGAAAAUAAAUUGCUAGUUUAUAUUCGAUAUGUAAAUGCAAUUUUGCUCACAUUAAAUGGAAAAUACCUGAAAUUUAAUUUUAUUUCUAGUAGUACUUUUCUGUGAGAACACAGUAUUAAUAUGAGUCUCUAUGAAGUCUGUUCAUGCCCUUGUUUUAAAAAUUACUCUUUUUUUGUGUGUACAAUUUUUAAUAAGUUACUUAACUCCAUAAUUUUGUAAUUUUCACUUUGGAAGUUUUUUCUUUUUCUCUCCUUAAAACAUAUUUGUUUCAACUGUAGGAGAAACCAUUCUCCACAUUUCACAUGUUGUUUGUGGCCUUAAUUGGUCUGAAUACAUUGCUGAUUUUUUUCAUUUGUUCAUGUGUGUGUGUGUGUAUUUGUGCAUGCAUGUAUGUGUUAC